CAUGCGGUGGACUCUCAUACACAAGUCACAGACAUACUCUGUACUCGAACUCUCUUUUACACAGUCACAUACAAAAUAAAGAGUUCUGUGGAUGGUAAUAAUGUAAUUUGGAGAGAAAAUCUGGACAUCUGGACCUGAAGAACAGUUAGAUGGGACAGUGAGAGAUGGUUUUGAGGUUGAUCUUCAGUGAACAGCCACUGUGGAAGAUUCUAAUAUUCUGCCAGCUAUAUUCUGCGGUCAGCCGGCAUUCUGUAAUUGCAAGCAAUUGUGACGAUGGGCAUGACGUGUUUGCCAAAGUAAAAGAGAACAGCCUGAUGGGAACUUUUAUUGCCAACCUCAGUUUCACUGCACAGCCAUCAUCCAAUCAUAUGCACUUAAAACUUUCUGGAAAAGAUGCUGAUUGGUUUUAUCUGGAGGGAAGAACCAUUAGACUGAACUCAACAUCAACUAGGAUUAUUGAUAGAGAGAUACACGGCUCAGUUUUAACAGCAACUGUAAGGUGUUACGAACAUAAAGCCCUACAGGCUGAACACAGGAUCUUGGUAGAGGUUCUGAAUGAGAAUGACAACAAACCCGAGUUCCUGCAAAGAUCAGUUCAACUUCUGCAGCUCAGCGAGUUGACAGCGGUGAACUCUAUAGUGUUUGCAGUCCAGGCCACAGAUGCUGAUGGAGACACACUCACAUACGUCAUCGAUGAAACAUCACCUGAUGCCAGGUAUUUUCGAGUGGACUUACCCAACAGUGGCAAAGUGGUUCUCAACAAGUCAUUGGACUAUGAGAUCAAAACUCAGCUCCGACUGACUCUUUAUGCAGUGGAGACGAACACAAAUGAGCAUUACAACACAACGACAACAAUAAUCAUCAAUGUGAUAGAUGGGGACGACCAGUACCCACAAUUCCAGCCUUGCACUCUUCUCUCAGCCAAUCACAGCAACCGCAUAUGCGCCAAUCCUCUGUACACCGCCAACAUCACAGAGAACGAGCAGGCAGCUCAGACGGAUGACCCUCUGAAAUAUGCAGUAGCCACAGUUCUGGUGAGGGUCCUAGCAGAAAACAGGUUUCCGCCACAGUUUAGUCGUUCAACAUACCGUGGUUUUGUCAGUGAGAGCGCAAAUCCUGCCUCACUCGUCAUGACAUAUGGCAACAAAUUACUUAUCCUGGAGGCCACGGAUCAAGAUUUCACUGACGGCUUCAAUCCCAGACUGCAGUAUUCUCUAAACUCCCAACACAACAGCUCUCAGCUCUUUUACAUUACACAAGAAGGACUGCUCAUCGCUAAAACCAGCGUGCUACACCCCGGUCACAAAUAUUUCCUAGAGGUUCUAGCCACUGACCUGGAAUCAGGAGACACUGUUAAAGCUGCACUGCAUGUGGAAGUUCUUCAGAAAGGUCAACCAGUUCCACAGGGUCCUUUGGGGGCGGGGCAUGUGUAUAGCGGUGAGACAGUGGGCAGGGCAGAGGGCGUGGCAGGGGUGUGUCUGAUCCUGCUGGCCUUUACCUUAUUCACACUGGUGCGGUGCAUACGGAUGAUCAGAGAGAAGCGGGAUCAUGUCAUCCGGACCAGUGUGGCUGACAACAGACACCCUAAUGUGUGUCUGAGAUGGUUCCGAAUGAUGAACCAGAGCCAACCGAUGACUUUAGUGGAGGAAACGUUCUCAUAUCACAACGAGGUGUUCAGUGAGUACGACCACUCCGCCUCACCUUUCUAUGGCAAACAGGGCAUCUACACCAAAAUAGAGGAACCACCUCCAUCAUCAUCUGUGAACUUACCAUCAAUUACCUUCAACAAAUCAUUACGGGAACCAAGACGCAAUUAUCUGGCACUGCGGCCCAACGGGAGGCCCGUGAACAGGUUUAACAAUAAAACGGUGUCAUUUCACGACUACGUUGUGGUCCGGGAAUGGGAUGAGGAGAGUGAAGAAAAUACAGAGACUACGUUCACAACAGAGGUGGAGAUUUGUACCGAUUUAGAAGAAACGGACAUGGAUUGCGAAUUAGAAAAUGAUGAUUCAGAUCUCCCAGAAGAAGAAUUUAAAAUCCAAUCACAAAGAAUCACUUCAUACUGUGACGACAUAUACAACGAGUCAGAAAUGCUCAAUACGCACCUAAAAAGAGACAACCGAGACUACGAAACACAUAAUACAGACCACACACAAGUAAAAAUUGACUUAGAAGACAGAAUCCAUGCAAAACCACUGGAAAUCAGGAACCAAAAAAUAGCUGGAAAGCACAGAUUCAAGUCUGAUCUACAAAGAAUACAAAGACACUCAACUGAAAGUCAAGAAAGAGAUCAAACAGUAACACAAAACUCAGCAUUAGAAGACACUUCACAAGCAGAGUUCUCCAUUUUUCAAAGAGAGACAUAUAUCAUUAACCCUAAAGUCUUGGUUUCAGAGGCCGACAAACCUGUCGUCAAUUAUUCAGAAAGCUUUAAAACAGAUGGGACCAGAAAAUCGGAUGAUCUUAAUUUAGAUCCUCAGGUUUCAGUAGCUGAAAGUUCUGUACAAAACAUUCAUGAUGUAAGUAACUUACAAACACAUCUAAGCACAUUAACACUAGAUCCAGGUCAAUACAAUGGAUCGGAAGAACGUCUGGAAGUUGAGACGGACAACACCCCAAGCUCAAACAUAUAUUAUGUUAACGAGGACAUUGUAACUAAUUUAGAUGACAGUAGCCCAGAAGAGGAGUCUGUAUCUAAUCUAGAUACAAGCAGUCAACAUCUGAACUAUCUUCAUGAUCUUCACGACACACAGAUAGAAUGUUUCUACGACACAGACACAGAUGAAACUAAUGACGGGAGAUGAUAAUGGGAGACUGACGAAAACUAAGAGUGAUACUGAAUCAACUCGAUGUUUGAAUUGAGCUCGAGCACCAAAUGAGCCUUUGUAAAACGGGAAAAGAACAGAUUUGGCAUCUGCGAGGCAAUGAACUGAUGGGUGAGUAAUACAAGCAUCAAGCUAACGUCUAACCCAAAGUUUAAAAUUUUGCCCUGCACCGAUGGUUUUCAGACAUCCUGUGCCCUUUCUACAUUAUAUAAUGUACAUCAUUGCACACGGACAUGCUUUCUUUGUAUUGAAAUUGCACUUUGCAUUGCAAACUCAAAUAAAAUCUACC
Sinocyclocheilus rhinocerous is the source of this 3114-nucleotide messenger RNA. RefSeq lists its product as uncharacterized. The record is from RefSeq and is a predicted model, not a curated record. Gene Ontology annotation, biological process: adherens junction organization; cell-cell adhesion mediated by cadherin; cell morphogenesis. Gene Ontology annotation, cellular component: catenin complex; adherens junction; membrane. Lineage: Eukaryota; Metazoa; Chordata; Actinopteri; Cypriniformes; Cyprinidae. Gene Ontology annotation, molecular function: beta-catenin binding; cadherin binding; calcium ion binding. The transcript has 14 exons. The coding region runs from base 165 to 2804 and encodes 879 amino acids.